Molecule: messenger RNA, 1883 nt
Organism: Hemicordylus capensis (graceful crag lizard)
Lineage: Eukaryota; Metazoa; Chordata; Lepidosauria; Squamata; Cordylidae
Gene: NRBF2
Product: nuclear receptor binding factor 2
Exons: 4
Coding region: 180-1142 (320 amino acids)
Biological process (GO): autophagy
Source: RefSeq, a predicted model, not a curated record
AGGUGAGAGAGGCGGUGCUUGGAAACCCUCGGCUAUUGGCGUGAGGCGCGAUGACGUCGCUGCAGGAGUGCGCGCGCGGGGCGGAAGCACUUCGGUGUUUACAGCAGCUGGUCGCUGGCAGAGCCAGGCCGGGCUAAGGACGCCCCGGCCAGAGCGGCGAGGAGGCCGCCCUAGCGCCCAUGUGCCCCCAGCCUCCCAUGGAGGUGAUGGAGGGGCCCCUCAACUUGGCUCAUCAGCAGAGCAGAAAAGCUGACCGUUUGCUGGCAGUGGGUAAAUACGAAGAAGCAAUUUCUUGUCACAAAAAGGCAACAGCAUAUCUUUCAGAGGCUAUGAAGUUGACAGAAUCUGAUCAGGUUAACAAAAAACCACUUUCCGGGUGUGAAGCAUCCAGGCGAAAUUCAACCUUUAUCAUCUUUGAACAGGCCCAGCUAUCAUUGGAAUUACAAAGGGAGAGUCAUUUGAAACAGAUACUACUUAUCCAAGAGCGAUGGAAGAGGGCAAAGCGAGAAGAAAGGCUAAAAACUCAGCAAGCUGUAGAUAAGGAUAGUGCUGCUCACUUGCAAGUUUCUUCCAGACAGUCAGCUGAGGAAUCUGAUGACCAAAAUGUGGCACCUCCUGCCAGUCUGCGGUACAACCCCUCCCCAGAGAAGGACGUGCAAGCAAUCCAUGAUGUCUUUGAUAGGGACCCAGAUACACUACUGUUUCUGCUUCAGAAAAGAAACGAUCCACUGGAAGUAUGUGUUAGAAGCAAAACUCCAAAGGAUGACAAGACAAAAAUGGAGGAGCAAGCCACCAAAAUUACAGAGCUAGAACGGCACGUGCAAAUUCUUUUAGCUGACAAUGAGAGAUUAAGGCGAGAGAACAAACGGCUGGAAGCAGAGAAGGCCAGGCUCCUAAAAUCUCCCUUAGAAAAGGAGCUGGAUGUGGAUGCUGACUUUGUGGAGAAGUCAGAAUUGUGGGGUCUUCAGCAGCAUUCAGAAACAGCUGCUACAUCAGCCUCAACUUGGCAGAAAUUUACAACAAAUGCAGGGAAGGCCAAGGACAUUCCAAUACCCAACCUUCCUCCACUGGACAUUCCAUCCCCUGAGCUCCCUCUCUUGGAGCUCUCAGAGGAUAUACUGAAGGGACUCAUGAACAACUAAGUGGAGACCACAAUGUAUGCUCACGUGUAAUUCAGCAGAAUCCAAAAAGGGAAAGCCACCAAUACAGCUGUGAUCCAAGGGAAGAAACAACGAUACCCUUAGUUAGGGAGAAAAUGUUAGUGACUUGGUCACUGUGAAAAAUACGCACGAUAUUGAAUUGGUUGACUGAGCUUACAGUUUACCAUCGUUGGUAAACGCUAAGCUCUGUGUUCCCCCCCCCCCCCCUAAGCCAAAUGACUGAUGGGGAAACUUUCAAGUAACACCAUUAUGCAGGGUUUCUAGGCCUGUUACACAUAGCAUACCUCUCUAAUGCCAAAAAUAAUGCAAUUCCUAAGUGGUAAAGGCCAGAGGAUGACAAUUUUGGCACUAGAGGACACUUUUAAUCAUGUAUUCAAUUGGUAUUUGUUUUAAUUAUGCACAAAAUGCAUCAACAGACUGGAUGUUGCUUCUGUUCCUCUGUAAGAUGGAUCUAUGUGCCACAAUUCUGCACUCCUGACAUAAAAUGUAAUUUCAGCCAAUCAGGAGAAACAUUAAAUUCCCAUUUUUCUGAAGGAACCAAAUUGUUUAAUUUUUAUUUGUUUACAUAAUCAGGGUGCUUCAUUAAUAUGUAUUUUCUGUAUAAAACUACUAGGCAUUGUUUUGAACAAAUACACAAGGAAGAAUAAUCCUUGGUGCAUGAAUGGAAAUAAUGGUAGUUGCCAGAACUUGAUUGAAAAUAAAAUGUUUCGGGUCUGUUUUGAA